Molecule: messenger RNA, 546 nt
Organism: Oikopleura dioica
Lineage: Eukaryota; Metazoa; Chordata; Appendicularia; Copelata; Oikopleuridae
Source: the annotation of a GenBank genome assembly
AUGAAACUUCUAUCAAUUCUCGCUGGAUUCUCAGGAGCCUGUCAGAACACACCGACUAAUAGCCCUUCAGAUGCCAGCAGUUCUAUUUUUGGUCAAAUUGUGACGAGCACAACUGAGAAUAUCGCAAAUGCUUUCAGAAGAGCACCAAAUAAAUUUGGAAUGGGAGAAAGGGAAGCACAUCCGAUGCAACGCGCAAUUGGCGAAGAAUUAAUGGCGGAUUUUACAAACGGCGUUUUGAAAUGUCUCCGAGAAAAGAAGCGAACUCCUUUGAGAGCGAAACAGCAAGAAGACAUGAUGGCUUCAGAGUGGGCUGCUCAGUGGCAGAGUCACUGUGGAAGCGUCGUGGAUCCCUUUUGCCCGGCAGAAAUCGGCGAGUGCUGGGCAAUGGCGGUUUUGCUUUGUAGAAGCGAUUGCGAUGCAAAAUUCGAGCUCAGAGGAAAUCGAAAGAAAUUCAAGCGCUGCAUUUACAAAGAGUUGAAAAUCUACGAGCGGCAGCAUCCUGAAACUGUCAAAGCAGAAUGCACAGUAAAAGGCAGUUACUACUAA